AUCCCUCUGUUCCGGGUCCGGUUACUGUGCAUAAGCCAUACUUAUGCACGGUGCAUAAGUAUGCUUCAUACACCCCCUCCUUUGUCAUACACCCCCAAUUCCAAAACUCAUCUCCACAGCCCAACUCCUUUGCGGCCCUCUCCAAACGAAAACGAAAACGAACAUCACCCUCGCCAUUUUCAUCACCAUCGCAUAAACGGAAACCAUUUUCAUCAUCACCGUCGCCAUCAACAUCACCCUCGCCGGAAAUCAUCAAAACCCAUCAAAGCUCAACAUCAUCACCAUCGCCAUCAUCAUCAACGCAUAAAUCAUCUUUCAUCGCCAUCAUCCUCGCCGGAAAUCAAAGUCCAACAUCACUGUAUCAUCAUUAUCAUCAAAAUGAAACGAAAUCAGAUCAUGACACCAGCACUCAUUGGUAAUCCAGGAAGUCACUAUGUGUGCUUUGUUGUUAAUUUCAAAAGCUGCACAUUCCAAUUCUUGAAUAGCAUUAAUGGAGAGAGGUUCCUUGUGAAGUCAGGAGAACCAACCACUUACAAGAAGAUGUUUGAUGUCUGGUUUAAGGAAGUCGAGGCAUUUGUCAUAGAAUUGUCACUAUGUCUGGUUUUAGAGUUGUACUCUAAAACCAUUUAACCAUUUAGCUGGUAGAAUGGUUUCAGAGAGAUGUACUCUGAAACCAUUUUGCUGGUAGAAUGGUUUCAGGUAGUUGAUGUUUAAUUGUUGCUUCCUAAACCAUUUUGCUGGUAGAAUGGUUUCAAAUGAUUAUGUACCAGUUACAUCCUUAGUUUAGGCCAUUUGGAGGAACUACAAAAUUAACAUCAGUUCAUUUACCAUUUGGUAGAAUGGUAGAAUGGUGUCAUGGACAAUGCUUCUUAAUAAUGCACUUCUUCUUAAAGUAUGAUUUAUUUUUGACAAUUUUGCGCAAAGGGAUUGAUAUAUGUUGUUUUUACUUGUAGGCUUGAUGCUACUUGCAUCUCUUGGAAGCGAAUGCGAGGAAACUAUGUUAAAACAAUUGAUGUUGUUGGAGUUUGGCAAGAGAACAAUGUUGUUGAAACUGAAAAGACCAUUGAAGCUCUUAAAAGAGUUGCAUAGUAAAUUUAGAAAAGUUCCCAGAAUUGAUGUUAUUCUUGUUGUAUAAAUUGUUGUAGACCUUUGGAUGUAUUUAUAUAUUUUAAGUUAUUUUAUGUGUCAUCUUGGGUAGAAA
Molecule: messenger RNA, 1201 nt
Organism: Trifolium pratense (red clover)
Lineage: Eukaryota; Viridiplantae; Streptophyta; Magnoliopsida; Fabales; Fabaceae
Exons: 2
Coding region: 61-630 (189 amino acids)
Source: RefSeq, a predicted model, not a curated record